AUGGAGAAGCAUCCUCUUGAAUAUUUCAAAGAAACCGAACCAAGGAAAUAUCAGUUUUAUGAUUGUUACCAGUAUCGUAGAGGCCAAAAAGAUUUUGCAUUUAAUUUUCGUCUAGAGGCUACAAGUGCUUGGAAUAUUUGGCGGAACAUGAUUCCGUUGUGGUCUACAAGCUUGACUAUAUCAUAUGGUCUCUCUUGUAGAGGUAGGCCCUCCAGAGGGGAUAUUACUCACACAACUACGAUGAGCGCCUGCGUCCCGCUCACCUUAUGUCGUUCACUUGAUCCCGUUGUGGUAAAAGUAACACGUGUUAUGGUACAGGGAACUGAAUUGUUGAAAAGAAAAUUUGAUGCCGCUAAAGAAAAUUUGGAAAUAAAUGGAAGUUCAGAUAACAACAGCAAUAUAAAAUCAACUGAGUUAGAGGAGUUGGAGCCUAAUGACGAGAUCAAUAUUGAUGAUAAUGUAAUUUUGGACUUUGAUCCAUUAAGCGAUUUAAGUGAUUUAGAAUCUUAUAUUAGUGCCAAUGAAAGAUUAAUAAGGCGCAUAUUAAAACCCGAAGAUGACAAUCCUUUGGGUAUGAAAGUUGAUGGUAUAUUUCAUACUCUGGGAGAGAAAGGAGUUGAAAUUGGAAUGGUGGAGUUCUCAGGUGGUUAUCUAAAUUCAGAUAUGCCCCGAUAUAUAAAAGAUCAUGUCAAAGGACAAGAGGUGCAAGUAUGGGGAAUGGAUAUACUCGUUUCAAAGAUUUAUAGAAUGUUUUUAAUUGGUUUAGAUGACUAUUUCAAGUUAUUCGAAGAAUUUAAAAAAUCACCGACAAAAUAUUCACGAUCUUCACUAUUGAAAAACUAUAUUGGUGAUAUUAUUAAUAAUUCAACAUUAAACCCAACUGGAAAAAAGCCCGAAUGA
This is a messenger RNA of Diversispora eburnea, 900 nucleotides long. Lineage: Eukaryota; Fungi; Glomeromycota; Glomeromycetes; Diversisporales; Diversisporaceae. The record is from the annotation of a GenBank genome assembly.